AUGGUUGCCCGGAACUUCUCGUUCCAAGAUCUGCCCUACAAUCGCGUCCUGCAGGUCCCGGACGAGGAGCGCGAGUUUCUGACGCUGGACGAGCUGAAACCGCACCAGCUAACGGAACUGGGCGUGUCGGUGGCUUCCUCGUCCACGCACCCUCAGCACCAGCAACCUCACAGGGGCCUUCCGAUCGGGGCCGGCGUUGCGGUAUCUCAUCCGGUCCUUAGCACCGGCGGCUUGCUGCAAAACUAUCACCACCAUAACGUUUUCUACGAGCUUGGCCCCACGCACUCGUCUUCCAAUGCCAGCACAACGCCCAUCGAGCACCUGACUGGUGGUGGAGCGGAUGCGUCCCUUGCGCUGGAGUCCUCGCUUACCGGCACAAUGUCCGCGGUGAGCAACCUGAGCGCCCUCUCGACGGCCGGAAGUGGCAGUCACCAUCUGCACCUCCCCACCGAACACAGUCACUCCCACCAUGGCCACCAGCAUGUCCCGUCGGGUGGGCAACGGAAGCGAAAGUUUUCCUUCAAUGAUACUAGCGAUAUCGAAGAUGACACCUGCGACGACUCGAAGUCUGUCAGGACGGCCGACGAGAGCAAAAAACAAAACCAUAGCGAAAUCGAGAAACGUCGGCGGGAUAAAAUGAACACCUACAUCACGGAGCUAUCCGCUAUGAUACCAAUGUGCCAUGCGAUGUCACGCAAGCUAGACAAACUGACCGUGCUGCGGAUGGCCGUACAGCACCUCAAGACGAUCCGGGGGGCGGUACAUUCGUACACCGAGGGUCACUACAAGCCGGCCUUCCUGUCCGAUCAGGAGCUGAAGAUGCUGAUCCUACAGGCGGCCGAGGGCUUCCUGUUUGUGGUCGGAUGUGAUCGAGGCCGAAUUUUGUACGUGUCGGAAUCCGUGUCGCACAUUCUAAACUACUCUCAGGGGGAUUUGCUUGGGCAGAGUUGGUUUGAUAUUCUUCACCCGAAAGAUGUUGCCAAGGUAAAGGAACAACUGUCUUCGUCCGAUUUGGCCCCAAGGGAACGAUUGAUCGAUGCGAAAACCAUGCUGCCGGUCAAAACGGAUGUUCCGCAGGGAGCCACGCGGCUUUGUCCCGGCGCUCGACGCUCAUUCUUCUGUCGCAUGAAGUGCAAGGCGAGCGUCCAGAUUAAAGAGGAAGCGGAACAGACGAGUAGUGUUGCAAGCGCCUCCACCGUCUGUCAUCGACGCAAAAAACAGGUCAACUCCGAUAAGAAAUAUUCCGUGAUACAGUGCACCGGAUACCUGAAGUCGUGGGCCCCGGCCAAGAUCGGGCUGGAAGAGAACGAAACGGACGGCGAGGGAGAAUCAUGCAAUCUGUCGUGCCUAGUGGCGGUCGGGCGAGUCCAACCCAACCUCAGCAGCUUGGCGUCCCAGGGCGCCCUGGCUAACAUUCCGAACCUGCGAAACGUGCAGUUCAUCUCGCGUCACGCCAUGGACGGCAAGUUCCUGUUUGUGGACCAGCGGGCCACGCUGGUGCUUGGUUUUCUGCCGCAGGAGCUGCUCGGGACGAGCAUGUACGAGUACUACCACCACGAGGACAUUCCGGCGCUGGCGGAACUGCAUAAGGCCGCACUUCAAAGCACGCAGUGUGUCACCACGUCGGUGUACCGGCUGCGCACGAAGGAGGCCGGCUUCGUGCGGCUGCAGAGCGAGUGGAAGUCGUUCCGCAACCCCUGGACGAAGGAGAUCGAGUACCUGAUCGCGAAGAACAACGUGAUCCUGUCGGAGUUCGGCGACGGUACGGUGCGGAACGGCGGUUACGGAAGUGCAGGACUGACGGCGUCGGAACUGGACGGCACGAAAGAAGGACGACCGGCGGGGGCUCCGGGGCAACCCGGAGUCGGCUAUGAGUUUUUCAAUCACUCGAAUGGCCGCGAAAUUCAGCGCAUGAUCAACUCGCACGUGGAAGCAAGCAAAAUCGGACGUCAGAUUGCGGAGCAGGUCUUGGACCAUCAGCGGCGUAUGGGUGAUUCUUCAUCGGAAAGCAGUCCCAAUCCGAACGAGCCGGCCCUACAUUCCGCGUUCAGUUCGGCCUUGUCUGAGGCGGCUCACUCGAACGAUGCAAUGUCUUCCGGGGAGCAUAGUAUGGUUACCUCGACGGGCGUGUCACCCUCGUCCGUCCCAAUCGUGCCAACGACGGCGUCAUCCGUUUCUUCCGCUCCGGUUGUCCCGCGAAUCAACGGAACUCUGCCCGGCUACGGACAUGUGCAGGCAAGCACUAUCAUUAGUCCGGAGCAUGAUGUAGCUCAGGGACAAGCAAGUAGCACUGACGGGAAUGACGAGGCGGCCAUGGCCGUCAUCAUGAGCCUGCUGGAAGCGGAUGCCGGACUGGGCGGUCCGGUGGACUUUUCUGGCCUCCCGUGGCCGCUGCCGUGAACGGGAAGAGUUCGCUUAAAAUAAAAUAAAGAGAAGGAGGGAAACAAGCAGCACUUCAUCAAGGCUAUGAUCGUGAUCGAGCGAAGAACGCAGUACCGAAUGUUACCAAAAACUAGUGCGUCUAGAGGUAGGCUAAAGUUUAAGAGGCAUAGGCUACAGUUUAAGCUCCUUGUACAUACCCAUACUAGUACUGUAUAGUUGCAUUUAGUUACAUUCAACGGAGGUCAAAAAGAUGAUCCAUCUUAGUAUGAUCCACCUUACCUAACAACGAUGCGGCUAAAUUUAGACAAAACUAGGUGUUAGAUUGUAAGGGAUAAAUUAGUGGAUAAUAGCCUAAAGAUAGAGAAAAACGUUUCCUAAGGUGUACUGUGAUGGGUUAAUAAUAUAGGUCGUUAUGGUAAAGAAUAAAACUGUGUAUGAUUUGACAAUAAUUA
Anopheles coustani is the source of this 2834-nucleotide messenger RNA. RefSeq names its product basic helix-loop-helix ARNT-like protein 1. Bases 1 to 2400 code for a protein of 799 amino acids. The transcript has 11 exons. The record is from RefSeq and is a predicted model, not a curated record. Gene Ontology annotation, cellular component: transcription regulator complex; cytoplasm; nucleus. Gene Ontology annotation, biological process: regulation of transcription by RNA polymerase II. NCBI's taxonomy places the organism in Eukaryota, Metazoa, Arthropoda, Insecta, Diptera, Culicidae. Gene Ontology annotation, molecular function: DNA-binding transcription factor activity, RNA polymerase II-specific; protein dimerization activity; RNA polymerase II cis-regulatory region sequence-specific DNA binding.